This is a messenger RNA of Acanthaster planci (crown-of-thorns starfish), 1559 nucleotides long. RefSeq lists its product as uncharacterized. NCBI's taxonomy places the organism in Eukaryota, Metazoa, Echinodermata, Asteroidea, Valvatida, Acanthasteridae. The record is from RefSeq and is a predicted model, not a curated record.
AUGGCAGCGCUAGUAGAUCUCUCCCAAAAGAUUGACCACGGUAUCAAGUUUGACGACAUCCGAAACCGCAUCGUGAUCACCGAGGAUCUCAUGAGAGAUCUGCGUAUCUCCGGUGUGCCGCAGGAACGUACUCCCCGAGAGCCGUCCCCGCCGAUCGACACGUCAAGAGCUCCCGCAGCUGCCAACGCCUGGCACCGGCGCUCACAUGCCACCUCGGCGGCCGUCUUGUACCGACAGUCUCGGAGGCACAUGUCCAGCAGAGCAACCUUCCCGCCGGGGAAACCGAUCUACAGGCCCACUAAGAACAGCCGAGAGCUGCCUCUUUUCCCUGAGCUCAGCGCCAACCAGUGCCAGCUUUUUGCGAAGCACAAGUACAGAAAUGAGCGAGGCACCGGCCGCAGGAGACCGAGGACUGAACCAAGCUAUAACACCCAGUGUUAUCAGCACAUCCUGGGCGAUGAGGAGGUGCGGAGGUUCCAACAAGAGCAGCAUGAUUUGAGGAGAGAGGCAGCCGGUACGCCGACGAAAUCGACGACUGACAUCAAGCUUCCAGAGAUCCAAACUCCCACGCCAAGUGUUCGAGAGAAGUACAUUGUCAAGUGGCUGUAUGGAGACCCUAACGGAAGAAGCCCUUACAUCACACCCAAGGACAUGAGAUUCAGACUGAGCAAAAAGAAGGGUACACCGAUGGAGAAUUUAAUUAAUAAGAAACUUAAUAAUACACCUGUUACACCGUUUGCGAAUGAAAUGAAGAGUUCACUAUCUUGACGUGCUUGUACAUGUAUUUAACAGAUCAAAAGUGAUAAAUGUUAUUUUCUUAUUUAAUCAAUUUUUUCAAGUUCCUGUUGAAGUUGUGGAGAAUCUGAACUGAGGUGGAGGGAAUCCUUUGAUAUCUCAAUCACGUACUCUGUCUGCUGAUGAGCUUUUGAAGAAAUCAUUAUUAAAUAGGACAGACCUCAAUAAAUUCGAAAACAAUUCUUCUUUACUUGCCGCGCGAUCUGUGAUCACCACUUACACCAGAAGAGUAAUGUUCUAAAUUUGAGCAGGUUCAAGUUUCCAAUUCCCACUUUCCAGUUUAUGUGCACUACGCCCUCUGCUGGCGCAUUAUGUUUAUGCUUUAUGGCAUUUACUGGCCUGGAAAUGAACUGAUUUGACUCAGUUAUGAGUUUUUUAGUGACCAUAAACACAAACUACUUUAUGCAUAAGUAGAAUUUUCAGACUCUGUUAGAAGUGCUAGAAGUAUAUAAACAAAAUUGCAAGACAAUCAAUAAUAGAUGUAGUUAAGCUUGCUAAGUCAAACGAGAACCGUUGAAUUUUUUACUGUAAACUAAAACUAUUGGCUUAAUGAACAAGUGAGAAUUGAUCCUUCAAAAGUUCGUUUACCCUUUCACUGUCAAAAAGAGUGGUUGUAUAUAAGGAUGCAUCUAUCCUAUGACAGUCAUACAAAAUGAAUGUACGACUUCUCCGAGUCAUGCUUAAUUAUCAUUUUAAUACAAUUAGGGGCUAACAGUUUACAGGUUGCUUUCUUUUCUGUUUGCAUACAUUACGGGGGAUUCACA